This is a messenger RNA of Strongylus vulgaris, 324 nucleotides long. The record is from the annotation of a GenBank genome assembly. NCBI's taxonomy places the organism in Eukaryota, Metazoa, Nematoda, Chromadorea, Rhabditida, Strongylidae.
AUGGCUCACAGGGGAGCCUGUGCCUGUGACAACGAUUCGGGAGAUGGCGCUGGAGUUCUAACAGCAAUUCCUGAUCUCAUGUACAGAAAAUCCAUUAAGGAACAAGACGGUGUCGAACUUCCACCUCUUGGACAAUACGCCACUGGAAUUUUGUUCCUCCAUGAGGAUUCCUACAAACAAGCAAAGGAAGCAUUUGGUGAUUUGGCGCGUGCAUGCAAUGUUCGUGUCAUCACCUGGAGGAAAUUGAGCACAAAUCGUGACUCUCUAGGGGCCGAAGCGAAGAAAACGGAACCCUUAAUACGUCAGGUGCGAAAUUUCUUUUAG